Molecule: messenger RNA, 969 nt
Organism: Pediculus humanus corporis (human body louse)
Lineage: Eukaryota; Metazoa; Arthropoda; Insecta; Psocodea; Pediculidae
Product: PDZ domain-containing protein GIPC1, putative
Exons: 5
Coding region: 1-969 (322 amino acids)
Molecular function (GO): protein binding
Source: RefSeq, a predicted model, not a curated record
AUGCCUUUUUUCCCAAAAAAACAUAAUAAUAAGGACGAUUCGGCAUCCAAAUGUAUAAUAAAUGAUAAUAAUUAUAAUCACAAUAGAAUAAAUCAUAUGGAACCUUCAAUUGAAGAUGAUGAUAGGCAAACUCCAGUUUUUUACUGUCAACAGGCACAAGGAAGUCCAACAGGAAUCAUUUCCGGUUUUAAUAAUGUUAAAGAAUUAUAUCAAAAAAUCAGCGAGUGUUAUGAUUUCGAACCGAACGAGAUAUUGUUUUGUACGUUAAAUACUCAUAAAAUAAAUAUGAAUAAACUAUUAGGAGCUCAAAUAGCAUUGACAGAUUUUAUAUUUAUUCAUAGAAAAGGAAGAGCUAAAGAAGUAGAAUUAAUAAAAAAAGAAGAAUCUUUAGGUUUAACAAUAACCGAUAACGGAAAUGGACUCGCAUUUAUAAAAAGAAUAAAACCUGGAAGUGUCAUUGAACAAAUUCCAGUUAUUCAGGUUGGAGAUCAUAUAGAAAAAAUAAAUGAUGAAAGUUUAAUUGGAAAAAGACAUUUUGAAGUUGCUAAACGUCUUAAAGACAUUCCACAGGGAUCUACAUUUACUCUUAGAUUAGUUUCACCUCUUCAAGCUGGUUUUUAUAAUAUUGGACCGAGAGAAGAUAAAGGAAGAGGAAGAAAAUCAAAUUAUGGAUCUGGAAAGGAAACGUUACGAUUCAAAGCAGGCGGUGCUGCUGUCGUCGAAGUUGUUGACGAUUCUAUUAAAUAUCAAAAAGCCGUUGAUGGAAUCAAUGAACUCCUCGAAAGUUAUUUAGGAAUUAAUGAUUCUGAAUUAGCUGGAAGAAUUUGGGAAAUAUCAGAUGGUAUAAAAAAUAGUUUGGAUUUUUUAAUGGAGCUCAAUAAUAGUGAUUUAAGCGAAUUAGGAUUUUCAGAUGGUUUCAUAUUUGAAUUAUGGGGAGUAAUAACAGAUGCAAGGGAUGGAAGAAUUUAA